This is a messenger RNA of Boeremia exigua, 1848 nucleotides long. Its product is annotated as glycoside hydrolase superfamily. Gene Ontology annotation, cellular component: extracellular region. The transcript has 5 exons. The coding region runs from base 1 to 1569 and encodes 522 amino acids. Gene Ontology annotation, molecular function: chitinase activity; chitin binding. NCBI's taxonomy places the organism in Eukaryota, Fungi, Ascomycota, Dothideomycetes, Pleosporales, Didymellaceae. The record is from RefSeq and is a predicted model, not a curated record. Gene Ontology annotation, biological process: chitin catabolic process; carbohydrate metabolic process.
AUGUUGCGCGCACGUUCAUUACAGUGGAUUUGCUUGACCAUCAUCUUUCUUUCGACAACUGCGUUCGCUCAGACUUCGGCGUCACAAAAUGAUUGUGACUGGUACUGUUGGGUGGAGCACAGGCUUGAUGUGCUCGAGCAACAAGUUGCCAAGUUGACCAAGCUUCUGUACUCUGGUGGUUCGAACAGCGGCAAUGGCCCUUCACACACCCAGCAUUCACAAUAUACUACGAGCACUACGAAACGCUACUCAACGACUACCUUCGGAACGCCAUAUGUUACGACUACUGCAAAGACUAGCUAUGUUGCCAAACCUACAUCAACAUCGACAAAGAAGAUCGUGACUGUGUCUACCACAGGUUACACUCCCCGCCCAACAGAUGUAGAACCACAUGACGGUUACCGGGCGAUAGGCUACUUCGGCAACUGGGAUAUCUAUGCACGGAAGUUCUUCCCGCAAAACAUCCCAGCCGACAAACUUACGCACGUGCUUUAUUCCUUUGCGGAUAACAAAGAUAACGGUACUGUCUUCUUCACCGACACAUAUGCGGAUACUGAUAUCCACUACGCUGGGGACUCCUGGUCAGAGAGUGGCAACAAUGUGUACGGUGCUGUGAAACAACUUCAGCUCCUGAAAGCAAAGAACCGCAAUCUGAAAGUCAUGCUCAGCAUCGGAGGUUGGACAUACACUAAUACGAACAAGCACAUGGACGCACCUAUGUCCACUGCCACUGGCCGACAGAAGUUUGCAGACAGCUGCGUCGCCAUGGUGCGUGACUAUGGUUUUGAUGGGAUUGAUGUGGACUGGGAGUAUCCUCAAAAUGUUGAACAAGGCGGGCAAUUGCUUGAUCUUCUAAAGGCUAUCCGCAAAGCCCUAGACGGCUACGCUAAUACCCUCAUCUACGAGGAUGGCCAUGGAAGCUCCGAGAAACCGCACUUCGAGCUGUCAAUCGCCGCACCCGCUGGCGAGUCCAACUACAAGAACAUGCCUCUCCGUCAGAUCAGCGAAGUCGUUGAUUUCAUCAACCUCAUGGCCUACGACUACGCCGGCAGUUGGGACAAGACGUCUGGCCACGCACAAAAUCUGUACAAAUCACGCUCAAACCCGGCCUCUACACCAUUCAACACCUACGACGUCCUGAACCUCGGCAUGCCCAUUUAUGGCCGCGCGUUCACAAACACGGCGGGCAUGGGUCAGUCGUACAAUGGAAACGGUAAGGGUAGCUGGGAGGGCGGGGUGUACGACUGGAAAGAUCUGCCCUUGAACGGAGCGCAGGUAUACUACGACCAAGAAGCCGGCGGCACGUACAGCUACGACAACAGCACGGGGCUGCUAGUGAGUUUCGAUACGGUCGACAUGGCGCUCAAGAAGACCGAUUGGCUCAAGAAGACGAAGCUGGGCGGUGCCAUGUGGUGGGAGGUCAGUGGUGAUCGGUAUGAUGGAUCGGGAUUAAUUGACAAUGUUGUUGCUGCCCUGAAAGGCAAAGAUGGGAGCGGGAUACAGCAGAAGAGUAACUGGCUGAGGUACCCUGACAGCAAAUUCGACAACAUCAAGGCCUUGGGUGGCUAGAUGCGCAAGCGUGGGGGGACUUUUUUCUUUGCAUACUUGGCGUUCAUGCAUGUUGGAUGGUCUGAUUAUAUGUCAUGUAGGAGGUAGAUAGUUCGCAUUAAGUUCGCUAAGACUAUUGUCGAUGUGUCAAAUCGGGGUUGAGGAGCGAACGGGUGUUCAGUGGGAACAACGUUUCAUGAUGGUGGAGACGCGGCAUUGACUGUCGGAAUGGACGCGUUUCGGCCGAGGCCCAACGCAGACAUGACCGGGGGAUGUAGGGUGCAAUGAGCUAAUCGCGGA